This is a messenger RNA of Carcharodon carcharias (great white shark), 4773 nucleotides long. RefSeq names its product sema domain, immunoglobulin domain (Ig), short basic domain, secreted, (semaphorin) 3Fb (gene sema3fb). The transcript has 19 exons. NCBI's taxonomy places the organism in Eukaryota, Metazoa, Chordata, Chondrichthyes, Lamniformes, Lamnidae. The record is from RefSeq and is a predicted model, not a curated record. Gene Ontology annotation, biological process: negative regulation of axon extension involved in axon guidance; neural crest cell migration; axon guidance. The coding region runs from base 564 to 2885 and encodes 773 amino acids. Gene Ontology annotation, molecular function: semaphorin receptor binding; chemorepellent activity.
CAUUCCAACACGCAACUUUGUUCCGUAGGAUGGAUUAUGCAAACGUCUGUGGAUUCUUCGCCACCUGACAUGUUCUUCAGUACAGCACAGAGAGCAGUCAGAAGCAGUGAGUUGAGGGAGACAGUCAGAGAGAGGGAGAGAGAAACUCCCCUUUUCUUUCAAAGUCAAGAUUUGAGCCACUUAUCAUUUGCAUACCUGAGAAACCUUUUUAAACCAGGACAAGGACAGGGGGCUGUGCUUCUGCUCAUUUAGAGUCUACCUGUGAGAGGUGCAGAGCUGCUUUGCCUUCAAGUGCAAGCCGGCGACUGGAGCAUGUUUCUGGAUAAACUGAAGCUCUGAAAAACUGUGAAGUGGAGAUAAAACUGGGGACAUUUUCUUUCUGUCACCGUUGUCACUGAGACAUUUUUAUUUUUGUUUCUGCUGCCUGACCCUGUGCCAGGAAAGGAAGGAAAGUUUCCUUGGAUCAACGGGUGCUGCAAAGUUAGCUCCCCUUGACAAGCAAGCGUAGCCACUGAUAGGUCUGAAGGCUCCUGUUUCUUUGUAAUCGGCCGGCUACAGUUGCCAUGGACCACCUUCUGCCCACCUGGCUCUUGGUGCUUUCCCUAUGGUGUGGCGAUGCCAGGGGUCAUCAGCAGACUGCCCCCCGGGUGUAUCUGAGCUUUAAAGAGCUACAACAUUCGAACACAGCGCGCCACUACACUCUCCUACAGAACACCACUGACUACCGUAUUCUGCUGAUGGACGAAGAUCAUGACCGUAUGUACGUGGGCACCAAGGACUAUAUUGUCUCGUUGGACCUGCAUAACAUCAACCGGGAGCCUUUAUUAAUUCACUGGUCCGUCAGCCAGCAAAGACGAGAUGAGUGUGUUCUUUCUGGUAAAGAUCAAAACGGCGAAUGUGCAAAUUUUAUCUGCCUUAUUGAGCCUUGGAACCGAACGCACCUGUAUGUCUGUGGGAGUGGAGCUUAUCAUCCUGUCUGCACAUAUGUGAACAGAGGCCGCAAGGCAGAGGUUUUCCUGCAGUAUCCACAGCUCACUGGAUGGCAGGACUACAUCUUCCAUCUGGAACCAGGAAAAGUCGAAUCAGGCAAGGGCAAGUGUUCCUAUGACCCCAAGCUUGACAGUGUGUCAUCAUUAAUUAAUGGUGAGCUCUACGCAGGCGUCUACAUUGACUUCAUGGGAACGGACGCAGCCAUCUUUCGCACCAUGGGCAAGCAAACUGCCAUGAGGACCGACCAGUACAAUUCCCGCUGGUUGAAUGAUCCAGCGUUCGUCCACGCUCAGCUAAUCCCAGACAGCGGCGAAAGAAACGACAAUAAACUUUACUUCUUCUUCCGGGAGAAAUCAAGUGACAGCGGCAGCUCGGCCAUUCACUCGAGGAUAGGAAGGAUCUGUUUGAAUGACGAUGGUGGCCACUGUUGCCUUGUCAACAAAUGGAGCACCUUCCUGAAAGCUCGUCUCAUCUGCUCAGUCCCAGGUCCCGAUGGAAUUGAGACGCACUUUGAUGAGCUCCAGGACAUAUUUGUUCAACAGACCCAAGAUGCAAGGAAUCCAAUUAUCUAUGCCGUGUUCUCUGCCUCAGGAUCGGUCUUCAAAGGAUCCGCUGUGUGUGUCUAUUCAAUGACCGACAUCCGCACUGUCUUCAACGGGCCUUUCGCGCACAAAGAGGGGCCGAAUUACCAGUGGAUGCCUUACACAGGGAAGAUACCAUACCCCAGGCCUGGCACAUGUCCCGGUGGCACCUUUACCCCUUCGAUGAAAUCCACAAAAGAUUACCCGGACGAAGUGAUCAACUUCAUGAGGAACCAUCCCACCAUGUACAAUGCCAUCUACCCAGUGCACAAGCGCCCUCUGGUGGUCAGGACCAAUGUAGAUUACGAAUUCACCACCAUCACAGUGGACCAGGUGGAUGCAGCAGACGGACGGUACGAGGUCCUAUUCCUCGGAACAGAUCAAGGAACGGUACAGAAAGUGAUUGUGUUACCCAAGGAUGACAUGGAGACUGAGGAACUGAUUCUUGAAGAAGUCGAGGUUUUCAAGAUGCCAACUGAAGUAAAGACAAUGAAGAUCUCAUCUAAAAGGCAACAGCUAUACGUUGGCUCGACAUUGGGCAUUACUCAGGUUACCCUUCACCGCUGUGAUGUUUAUGGAGAGGCCUGUGCCGAUUGUUGUCUGGCCAGAGAUCCGUACUGCGCUUGGGAUGGCAAAGCCUGCUCCAGAUACUUAGCAUCAUCAAAAAGGCGAAGUCGAAGGCAAGACGUACGGCAUGGCAAUCCAAUCAGGCAGUGCCGGGGUUACAACUCCAAUGCUAAUAGGAAAGCGGCAGAGACGGAGCAGUAUGGUGUGGAAGGCAGCAGCACAUUCCUCGAGUGCCAGCCCAAGUCCCCUCAGGCCAGCAUUAAAUGGGUGCUACAGCGACACGGCAGCGAGAGGAAGAAAGAGAUUAAAGUAGACGAACGGAUCCUCAAGACAGACCAAGGUCUUCUCCUUCGAUCCCUCCAGAUGACGGACGCUGGGAUGUAUCAGUGCACCUCCACGGAGAACAACUUCAAGCACGCACUGGCCCGGGUGCACCUCCGGGUCCUGAACAACGAAACAGUCAACGUGGUGCUCUCACAAGGGGGCCUCUCGCCGGGCGUGGCCAACUUGCAGGUGGGCAGCCCAGGCACCUCCAGGACCCCGAAACCAGAGUACAAGGACCUGCUCCAGCUGUUGAGUCAACCAGAAAUGGGGCUCAUCAACCAGUACUGCGAGGAUUACUGGCAGCGCCCCGCCAACAUUCUAAAGGAAAACUUGAACAAGCAACUCAAGGUGAAGCCCAUCAGAGAACAGAAAAAACCGCGAAACCGCAGAAAUCACCAUUCAUCCCCUCUGCAGCAGACAUGAAGUUCUGAGAUAAUAGAAUUUCUUUAAUAUAAAAUAUAACUUCCCUUACAACAGACAGUAUUUAUUGUAGGCUGUAUAUAGUAUGAUAAUUCAACUUCCUUGUACUUACAACCAAGUCCCCAUGACAUUAUGUAUGAUAUAUAGGUACUUAAAGAGGAAUGGUAUUCCCUUGAAUUGCUGCAUAACCUUAAGGGUUGUAAAGGAUGAUGGUUGUACACUUGGCAACGUGUCUCUCAGUUCAUGCUUCUUCCUGUGUUUCAAGAUGGAGGCAACAAGGGAACAGUUACUUUGGGGAUGAGAAUUCAUGGCCCAAUUAAGUAAUGGGAUAGUUAUAUGGUGUCAGAGGACAUUCCAUAAUAUAACAAUGCUGGGUGGGUGCAAACAUCACUAAGCACACAUCUUGCACAUCUUGUCCCUGACAAUAUCAGUUCCACGGUAUUCUCCACCAUAUCCCCCACCACCUGCCUAAAACAUCCUUCAAAUGGUCCAUCACCUCCCUUGGUAAGAAGGUCAAUCAAAUAAUCCACAUUAUUUAAGGAAAACCUUAAUUUAUCCAGAUCAUGUCUCAAUCCUGGAUCCCAAAGGUGUACCCCAUAUAUGCCUUUCAAGCAGAGCAGUUACACUUGGUCCCAUUCAGUAUACCAGCCUGUGAUACAUGCUGGGGUCAUAGGAAGUGCAGGUCUGGCCAUCUGCAGCCACCCCCCACCCCCACUUAUCAUCACCUGCAAUGCUCCCAUUUCCAUUCUUACGUCACUGCCUUAUUUGGGGUAGGCUCAAUUGCUCCCGGGGACUUUGCAGCCCUCUACCCCACUCCCACCAGAGUUACAGCAAGAGUGCAUCAGAACGUCACGGGCCUGACUGUGUGGGGCUAAACCCAAUGUCUCCAUGUGAUCAUAAGAUUUUGUUCCAGUGGUAUAAUGAAUGGGAGGCGAGGUACCAUAGCUAAAGUUCCCAUUAGAGGGGAAAGGUGUUCAGUACAAAAUUUUUGCUUGUAACUAUCUCUUAUGCUGAAUAAAAGGCACAACUUAUUUUGGAGCAUUUCAAUAGCAUGUGGAUGCCGUCCACUACACUCUGUUCCUCAGCCAUGUUAUUAAAUUACACCUUUCUCUGAUCACCUUCCUGACUCUUAUCUUCUCAUUGACAACAUCCUUCACAAAGUAUGCAAUGCAUUGUACUAAACAUAAUGAUAUGGGAACUUCUAACCAACAUCAUAGGAGAUACCUGAGAGACAACACCAGCAAGUGUAUUAAGUAUUACACCUCAAUUCAGGUGAAUAGGGAUCUCCUUUAACAAUUAUUCAGUCUCAUCUGUAGAUUUUUUUUUUAAAACUUGCAUUGUAUUUUAUAUUAGAAUGCAUUAAUAGUUAACGAUGGUCUACACCUCAGACUGUUCUUUGUUUUUACUUUUAUCCUCAUAAAUUAAAUAGCUUUGGAAGAAAAGGUUGUAUAAUUUGUUAAAGUCGUGUUUUUUUUAAAAAAAACUUUUUGUUGUUGUUGCUGUUACUUUUAUUAAAAGAAUAUUAAAAAAAAAUCUAAAUUGUGUGCUGGAAAGUGUGCAAAAACAAAUCCUUCUGAUGGUGCAUUUCUCCAGUAAUGGUAUAUAAUAUAUUCUGUGAUGUCACUUAACUUGGCUUCUCAUUUUUGUUGUUUUUUUUAAAGGAAGCAAGUUUAUUUUUAAUAACUUUAUUAAACUUGGCUCAAAUGUCAGUGAACAUAUAUUCUGUUAUAUGUAAAUAAUUGUAAAUCUAAAUAAGAAAAGUUCUUGAGUGUAUUUGUCAUUCAUGUUUUGUGCAGCUGACACAACACGACACAGUUACUGGAGUAAAAGAACACAGAUAUCCUGUGGAUGAAAUCAAACCAAAUAAACACUGGCUCAUCUCUUUAAUGUA